AUGAAGUUCCUGUUAGCAUUGCUCCUUUUAGGAGUUUCUUCUGCUUUUGCCCAAACUUGUAAUACUGGUGGAAUCUACAAUUCACACUUCAAUAGAUGUUAUCAAUAUUUCACAGCUCCUUCACAAUAUUUGAUUGCGGAAGAGCAAUGUACUAAUUUGGGAGGACAUUUGGCAUCAAUCCAAAAUGGACAAGAAAACAUUUUGGUCCAAAGCAACGGAGCUCUUGCAUUCGGAAAAUCAAAUUACACCGAUUUCUGGAUUGGAGCUAAUGAUUUGGAAACAAGUGGAAAAUGGGCAUGGACUGAUGGAACAACUUUCAGCUAUACAUCUUGGGGAACUGGUCAACCACAAACUGGUGCUGAUUGUGUAAGUCAAGAUAAAUCCGAUGGAACAUGGUCGACUAUUGGAUGCACAUCAUAUCGUCCAUUUGUAUGUGUCACUCCACCAAUCAACCCAGUAACUUGUCCACCAGUCACUACACCAAUUCGUAAGUCAUACUGGAAUAAACUUUGAUUUGAGUUCACCUAGAAAGUUUUCAGCAGCAACCUGUCCGGCUCCAACUCCAUGCCCACCAAAAGUGUGUGCACCAGCUUGCGAUCAAGGAUGGACUUAUUUGCAAACCACCGAUAGUUGCUACCACGUUUAUCAUAAUUUGAAAUGGCAAGAUGCUGAAGCCGCUUGUGUUCUUCUUGACGCUCAUUUGGCUUCAAUUCACUCUUUGAUCGAGAACACACUUGUUAACAGUAAGUGGUCUGAUUUGAUAGCAUAGUUAAUUGUACAAAAAUGUCAUCACAUUCAUAUAGUUAAUAUGAUAAGAGUUCAAAACUAAAUAAAAACAAUUUGCAGAUCUUGCUGCUUGUGGAGUUAAAGAAGGAAAUCCAAAAGAUCUUGCAUGGAUUGGUCUUCAUCAAACCAACGGAAAAGAUUGGGUUUGGACUGAUGGAACACCAACUGAUUAUUUGAACUGGGCACCAAAACAACCAGAUAAUCCGGGAAAAGAAUUGUGUGUUGAAACUGCUCCAGAUCUCUCUCAUGAUAAAUGGUACGAGAAUUGGAACAAUGAAGCCUGCAACACUGUGAUGCGAGCAUAUGUCUGUAAAAAACCAGCAUAUCAUUAA
Messenger RNA from Caenorhabditis angaria, 1118 nucleotides. NCBI's taxonomy places the organism in Eukaryota, Metazoa, Nematoda, Chromadorea, Rhabditida, Rhabditidae. The record is from the annotation of a GenBank genome assembly.